This is a messenger RNA of Plenodomus lingam JN3, 942 nucleotides long. RefSeq lists its product as uncharacterized. NCBI's taxonomy places the organism in Eukaryota, Fungi, Ascomycota, Dothideomycetes, Pleosporales, Leptosphaeriaceae. The record is from RefSeq and is a predicted model, not a curated record.
AUGCCAUACCACAGCCGCAUGGCCAGCUUGGCCCUCGGUACCCUAGCCACUUUGACCAGCGUCGCGCGUGCCUACCAGGACGACCAAGUCUGGGCUGUCCUCGCCGUCUUGAAUACGUUUGACAGGAGCAACGCGGUGCCGUUUUGUGCAAACUACGUUCACUACCAGGAGCCCGUAGAGACAUGCUGGGUGACUGAUGCACCGGUUACGGUAACGACAACUACGCCUUGUGGUCCCACUUCGCCUGGAUAUCCCAUCACUCCUGCACCAGAACCGACAGAAUAUGGUACAGGCUACGAACCAAACGUUAUCACCAUCUUAACCACCACUACAAUCACCUACACCACCACAAGCACCAUCUACGUCGCCGCAACCGGCUACCCAGCCGUCUACAAACGCGACAUCUACUGCCCAGACUACGAUGUCCCCUGCCGCCUCGUUCAAUACGACGCCUCGGCCAUCAACAUCGCAUGCGCAAAGUACCUCGACCAAGGCGCGGUCGCAGAAACAACUACGAAACACGUUCCUGCUGCGACUGCUACUGUGACCGCUAAGGAUUGCGGUGCGUAUGGGUAUGAUGCUAAGCCUGCUGAGGGAUAUGCGCCUGGGCCGGAGUAUUAUCAUGAUAAGGAGCAGGAUGAGCAUGGGCAUGGGUAUGAGCAUGAGCAUGGGUAUGAGCAUGAGCAUGAGUAUGGCUACGAAGAUGGCGCGUAUAUUGGUGAUGGCGAGGACACACCACCUGGCGUUUACGAUUACGCCGGUGAUGGUGAAGACACGCCACUCGGCAUCUACGACCACACGGUCGGCGACGGCGAAGACGUACCUAGGUAUCUAGAGGGUCCGGUGGGCGAUGGCGAGGAUCUGCCAGAUGCGUUUUACAUGGACGGAACGAAUGAGGAGGAGCAGGAUGAUGGGUUGGGGUACUCGCCUUAUGAUAGGUAG